AUGAAUAUUAGUAACAGCAGAAAACUUAUCAGUAUUUUUCCGAAGUAAAGAAAAGUCAAUAGGCCAGAAAAGCAACUCUCUUAAAAGAAAAAUUGCGCAUAAAGUUUCAAAUCUCGAGUAAAGUCUAUUGAUAUUUAUGGAAAAAAGAUCAAUCUAUCUUAUAAAGGCGAUGAUUCAUUCAAGACGUUACCAGGCGCUUUUUCAUCGUUGAUAGUCAUCUUUAUUCUGCUGGCAUAUUUUGCAUUUAGAAGUUAUGUUCUGCUUUCAAAGAGUAAUCCAUAUUUAAGUAAACCUACAUUCUUGAGGCAUUUAUUAUCAGAAGGAGAAUUCAAAGCAAUGGAUUAUGGAUUUGAUAUUGCUUUCGGAAUUAAUUAAGAACUUGAUCCAAGCAUAGGACAUUAUUAAGUAAACUAAGUUCGAUAUUACUAUAUUGACAAAUAUGACGCGAAUGGAAAUUAGAUUAGAAUAAAGGAUAGAAUCCCACUUGAAGUCUAACGAUGCGGAUAAGAACAUUUUAACUAUGAAAACUAGAGAGAAAUUCUAAUGUAUAAUAUAGAUGACUAUCAGUGCAUAGUAAGAAAAAAUAUCAGCUUGGAGGGAAACUUCUAUUCCUCAAAGUUUAGUUACAUUGAAAUUAAAUUACAAAAAUGUCAAAAUUCAUUGAACUCAAAAAUCGUUUGUAAAAACCAAUCAUAAAUAGAUGAUUUCUUUGAGCGGGAGAAAUUUAAUGUGGCUUUAGUGAACUCAAUAAUAGAUUUUAAUGAUUAUGAUCAAACAAAGAAAUCAUUUAUUGAUGAUUCAAUAUUCUGGGAUAUAGAAUCUGAUAAGUAUAAGAAGUCUAACAUGUACAUUCAGAAGUAAGAAGCAAAUCUCUAAGAUGAUUUCUUGUAGUUAGGUCAAUUUGAGGCAUUUUCUUUUUCUUAAGUUUCAAAUAUUAGAGAGUAUGAUGAUUAGUAUUCAGCUUUAGAAGGAACUCUGAUUGCCCUCUAUCUUAGAUUCGAUUACAGAUAUGAUGUCUAUAACUGA
Molecule: messenger RNA, 1026 nt
Organism: Stylonychia lemnae
Lineage: Eukaryota; Ciliophora; Spirotrichea; Sporadotrichida; Oxytrichidae
Source: the annotation of a GenBank genome assembly